Tarenaya hassleriana is the source of this 1790-nucleotide messenger RNA. Its product is annotated as vacuolar-processing enzyme gamma-isozyme-like. Lineage: Eukaryota; Viridiplantae; Streptophyta; Magnoliopsida; Brassicales; Cleomaceae. Gene Ontology annotation, biological process: vacuolar protein processing. The record is from RefSeq and is a predicted model, not a curated record. The transcript is spliced from 9 exons. Gene Ontology annotation, molecular function: cysteine-type endopeptidase activity. The coding region runs from base 70 to 1560 and encodes 496 amino acids.
UUCAUUAUAUAAUAGGCCCCGGCGAUAUAGAAAGAUUCUUAUCCACGUCGGAUUCGCCGGUAAACUACAAUGAAGUUUUUCGCCGGCGACUUUUACGUUAUCGUUCUCAUCCUCUCCGUCGCCGUCUCCGCCGUCUCCGGCAGAAGAGAUCUUCCUGGUGACGUUAUUAAACUGCCGUCGGAAUCUUCUAGUUUUUUCAGACCGACCAGGACCGCUGAUUCCGGCGACGAUGGUUCGACUGUCGGAACGAGAUGGGCUGUUCUCGUCGCGGGAUCUAAUGGAUAUUGGAAUUACAGGCAUCAGGCCGAUGUUUGUCAUGCAUAUCAACUUCUAAAGAAAGGUGGAUUGAAAGAGGAGAACAUUGUGGUUUUCAUGUAUGAUGAUAUUGCAAACAAUGAAGAGAACCCAAGACCAGGAAUCAUUAUUAACAGUCCUCAUGGAGAAGAUGUCUACGAGGGUGUUCCCAAGGACUACACUGGAGAUGAAGUGAAUGUGGAUAAUUUGUUUGCUGUGAUCCUUGGGAAUAAAACUGCACUCAAAGGAGGUAGUGGGAAGGUUGUGGAUAGUGGUCCAAAUGACCAUAUCUUCAUAUACUACACGGACCAUGGUGGGCCAGGAGUGCUUGGGAUGCCAACUUCCCCUUACCUGUAUGCAAAAGACCUCAUCGAUACCCUUAAGAAAAAACAUGCUUCUGGGACCUAUAAAAGCAUGGUGUUUUAUCUCGAGGCCUGUGAAUCUGGAAGUAUCUUCCAAGGUCUUCUUCCAGAAGGUUUGAAUAUCUAUGCCACUACUGCAUCAAAUGCGGAGGAAAGCAGCUGGGGCACCUAUUGCCCUGGGGAGGAUCCUAGCCCUCCGCCGGAAUAUGAAACCUGUUUGGGUGACUUAUACAGUGUUGCCUGGAUGGAGGACAGUGGCUUACACAAUUUACGGACAGAGAGUUUGCACCAGCAAUAUGAACUGGUCAAAAGGAGGACAGCGAAUGUUGGCGCUGCUUAUGGUUCUCAUGUCAUGCAGUUUGGGGAUAUAGGACUUAGCAAGGAUCAUCUCUACCUUUACAUGGGAACAAACCCGGCAAACGAUAACUUUACCUUUGUGGAGGAGAAUUCACUGAAGCUACCUUCAAGAGUCACAAAUCAGCGGGACGCCGAUCUUGUUCACUUCUGGGAUAAGUACCGCAAGGCACCAGAAGGCUCUGUCAGAAAAGUUCAAGCUCAGAAGGAAGUCCUUGAAGCCAUGGCUCACAGACUGCACAUCGAUAACAGCGUAAAACUCAUAGGAAAACUCUUAUUCGGAAUGAUAAAAGGUCCCGAGGUGCUAGAUCAUGUCCGGCCUUCUGGUCAGCCGCUUGUCGAUGACUGGGACUGCCUUAAAACCAUGGUGAGAGCUUUUGAGAGGCACUGUGGAUCGUUGUCUCAAUACGGAAUGAAACACAUGAGGUCCAUAGCGAACAUAUGCAACGCCGGUGUACAGGUGACGCAGAUGGAGGACGCUGCCGCUCAGGCCUGCCCGACUCUUCCUGCUGGUCCUUGGAGCUCUCUUCGCCGUGGAUUCAGCGCUUGAAUUUGAAUCUUACUACGUACUGAUGCCAUCCAUCCAUGUAUGUAUAUGUUUAUUCAUUUCACCACAAAUCCCAAUGUGGGAUGACUGUCUAUUUCCCUCCCUUUGUUCUUCUUUCUAAAUAGCCUCUGGUUUAUUUGGAUAGCCUUUCGUUGCGUGUGUAUCGGGUUACCAAUGUACAAAGGUCUAUAGAAGUGAUGCCGACGUAAAUAUUAUGAUAUUUGUUGUGUUUA